GGUCCAGGUGAGUUUCUUAUAAAAGAGUUACGUCGACUUGCGAACGAAAAUUUCAUCGUCGAUCUUUGUGAUCGCAACAUUGAGUGAAAAAUCCUUUUUGCUGACAUGGCUCGUACUAAGCAAACUGCUCGUAAAUCCACCGGUGGCAAAGCUCCACGUAAACAGUUGGCAACUAAAGCUGCUCGGAAAAGCGCACCGGCAACUGGCGGAGUGAAGAAGCCUCAUCGCUACAGGCCUGGAACUGUAGCUCUUCGUGAAAUUCGUCGUUACCAAAAGAGCACUGAACUCCUUAUUCGCAAGUUGCCUUUCCAGCGACUUGUUCGUGAAAUUGCUCAGGAUUUCAAAACCGAUCUCCGUUUCCAGAGCUCUGCUGUCAUGGCUCUUCAAGAAGCCAGUGAAGCUUACCUCGUUGGUCUUUUCGAAGAUACUAACUUGUGCGCCAUCCAUGCCAAGAGAGUGACCAUCAUGCCCAAGGACAUUCAACUCGCUCGUCGUAUCCGAGGCGAACGUGCUUAAUUCAACACCCUUGUCGAUGUAACGGCCCUUUUCAGGGCCAACAAAAAUUAACUAGGCUCUUAUUGCAAAUCUUGACAUCGUCUACUUUUCUUUUUGUAUAUAAGAGGCAUAUUAUACGUGCCUGAUUCACACGAAGCAAAGCACUAUUGUUUCGAAUAAUUUUGUGCAGAUCAAAGAUAUAAAGAAACAGUGGGAACAAUAGUUCGGAAAGUAAUCUCAAAAAGUUGAGUGGAUUAAAACUGCAAUUUUCUAUUUCCAGAAUUCAUUUGUGGGGUUUUCUGUCGAUUGAAAAUAAAUGAAAAAAAAAGAAUUGCAGAAAAAUAUAUGAAAAAAAUUCUUGCACACCGAUACAUGCUCUUCGAUACCUUUAUAAUUUUUUGUCGAGGCAAGCUACGUGAAAAAAGGUCGCUUCCGAUAUAACGUACUGGUCGGAUGUAGAUGAUUUAAUUUGUUUUUUCAUACUACCAGCCGAACGUCAUGAAAACAGCUCUGAUAUAUUUUUCUGAGCCCGUGUCCGGGAUUAUUUGUCGGGCCAGCAUGAAAAAAAUUGUACGAAUGUUUUCUUUCUUCAACGCUUUUUGAUGCGUGUCAAAAUAUCAAUUUCGUGCAUGGUGAUCUCGUGUUAAAUAUAUAACGUACGAUUACCAACAGCCGGUAAACUUUUUUUGAAGUAUCUAAUCUUUUUUGCUGUAUAGACUCGCGCGAAGGAAAGUACGGGGACGGCGGAUAUUUUGUUCUGAGUCUGGUAACUGGUAACAGAUGUAAUUUUGUUUUCCCUUCUCCAUCGUUGUCCACAUCCGCGAUAAAAAUGGGCAAUGGUAUGUGGGGUAUGUGACAUGCCUGGAUGACGGGACUGACGGGAGAUGGCCAUGGGGGAAAGGAAGAAGAAUGGGCAGUGUGUUGAUUGAGCAGGUCGACGGAUACGGAUUCGUGGCGGACAUGAAGAGAUUCCUCGCAGUGACACCCCUUUAUUUUUUUUCGUCUCUCUCUCGAGUGAGAAACGAUCGUGAUUAGUCAGCGAGUGAUUAGAGAUAAUUCACAACUCGGUGUAAUAAAAAAGUUCGUGUAUGUGUGUUAUGUCCCGCAAAAUGAUUGAAAACUAUAUUUGCCAUUUCCUCGCAAGGUUAUCACGUCAUUGAGGUGUAAAUUUUCGUCAUGUGACGAAUAGUGAUAUUAUGGCGUAUUUGUCGAAAUAUUUUAUCUUAAUCAAGAUAUUAUGAUGGGAUCGAGAUUGAG
This is a messenger RNA of Venturia canescens, 1752 nucleotides long. Its product is annotated as histone H3. The record is from RefSeq and is a predicted model, not a curated record. NCBI's taxonomy places the organism in Eukaryota, Metazoa, Arthropoda, Insecta, Hymenoptera, Ichneumonidae. The transcript has a single exon. The coding region runs from base 106 to 516 and encodes 136 amino acids. Gene Ontology annotation, molecular function: protein heterodimerization activity; structural constituent of chromatin; DNA binding. Gene Ontology annotation, cellular component: nucleosome.